Molecule: messenger RNA, 736 nt
Organism: Pseudomassariella vexata
Lineage: Eukaryota; Fungi; Ascomycota; Sordariomycetes; Amphisphaeriales; Pseudomassariaceae
Exons: 3
Coding region: 193-573 (126 amino acids)
Source: RefSeq, a predicted model, not a curated record
AUAUGGCAUGUUUACGUAGGGGCACGAUGUUUUAUAAAUCUGUGUAGUAAUGAGAAUGAUAGCCUCACCUGGGUACUGAGUAAGCAUUCCAGUGAGUACUAAGUAUAUAGAGGGCUAAGAAAUCUUGGAAAACUCUGAAAUUCGAAGACCAAGUCGAACAACUAAGUAGCUAACCAAUACUCAAUCAUCGUUAUGCGCUCCUCACAUAUUGCAACGAUCUCCUACGUGGCCGCUUUGGCAGAAGCUUGCACCCAGUGUGUCCAUCCAGGGAACUUCACCGGAGCAGUGAGUCUAUAUUGGAACACCACGAAGAUCUGUGUUGAAACUUUGCCCAAUAUCGCUGCAUCUAUUCCUGCUUCUUUCUGGACUCCUCACGAUGAGGCCCCUUGCGCCAUGGCAAUUACUGUUACCAACCCUAAUACGGGGAAGAAUGUGGUCGCUACUGUCGUCAGCCAAGAAACCGAUGCGGUUGGCGAUGCCAUUCAGUUGACUACUGCCGGAUUGGCAGCCCUUGCCCCUGACGCCGACCCCAACCAUGCCCCAGCCACUGUUGAUUGGACUUUCAAUGGAUGAUGUCUCGAGCACCCGGAACAGGUCGCACGCAGCAUUGUCAGACUGCAAAGAUUGGGGCACAUCAUGCUGGCCUGAAGGCAGCACCACCAGCUUUAUUGCUCAAGACCAUAAACAAUGUUAGCAAACAAUGAAAUCUAUCCCGCUUCCUCAUGCAUCAAGGGUC